CACACACAUAUUUCAGAUACUGCUUGAUCCUUCCACAGAACAUUAUCUCAUCUAAUCCUCACUAUUUCCCUGUGAAAUACUUUAUAUUAUUCCCAUUUACAAUUCCUCAAAUGCCCAAAUUUUUAUUCAUCUCCUCAGCUUUUAUAUGUCCUAUUCCCUCCAUCUGGAGUGGUUUUACUCCUACUCUUUGCCUAAUGAGUCCUUACUUGUCCUUCAGAGCUCCUCUCAGAUGUUACAACAUAAAGGAAGCCUUCUUUAUUUUGGUUUGUUUCCUUACUACACACUAUAAUAACACACUGUAUCUUAAUAAGCACAAGAAAUUAUGUGAUUAGUUAUUUAAAUCUGUCAUUUAUGUCCAAGUGUGAGCCCCAUGAGGAUAGGAACUAUAUCUGUGUCAUUUUUCUGGAUUAUUUAUAUGCCAAGUAUGUGCAGUUCCUUACACACAGGUACUCAGUAAAUAAUCAAUGUGCCAUUGUGGCAAAUGAAUGCCAUAGUCAGGAGUUGAGUGUUUGUGUAAUAUAACCUCAAAAACUUCUUUCUUUAAAUCCACCAUACCCAGAACCCAACAGGAAGUUUCUUAGUGAUAUUACCCAAGAGGCUCUUCCUUGUCUCUAUUUCAGUUCUAGAUUGGCUAUCUCACUAGUAUAAGUUAUCCAUUAACCCUGGCUCGGGUGUGGCUCUCAGAUAGGGAACUGAAAGUCUUCAACAAGCCUCUCCAGCUGUGUGUGGGUGAGCUCUACAGAAGUCUCCCCCUUUCUGAGCAGCUGCUUUGAGGACAGGUGGAAGAAAAGACUCCACUUCCCGUUAAGUAACUUUACGUGAGGACACAUCUGGUUUACCAGGGUUUCUGACUUCCUGCUGAACUGAAUUGCUUGUUCUGUAGGAAAGCAAAACUUGACUGCAAACAUACAUCUAAAAUGAAGAGCCCCCAAACUUUUGAGGAGCAAACAGAAUGCAUAGUGGAUUCUCUCCUCGCUGACUUCUUAGGCCCCGCUUGGCAGGUUGGUAACCGGACCUUACAAAGUGAAGACAGAACAGAUUCAGGGGAGGUUUCCUCUUUUGAUGUGGCCAUCAUUGCGGGUCGCCUUCGGAUGCUGGGUGACAAAUUCAAUGGAGAAUUGGAAGCUUCUGCCAAAAAUGUCAUCGCAGAAACCAUUCGGGGACAGGCAGGAACUGUACUUCAGAACACAGUAAAAUCGCUCAGCAAUGCCUGGUGUGCCCAAGAUUCCAGUUUGGCUUACGAGAGAGCCUUUCUGGCAGUGUCAGUGAAACUUCUUGAACGUGUGGCCAGCAUGGCUCCUGAGGUGGCAAGACAGGUGGCGAGGCCCCUGACGAAUAUGAUCAAUGGCAACACUGCCAUCCGAGAAUACAUCCAGGGCCAGGGAGGAUGGGAAAAUCUGGAGGGCUGAAGAAGAGAUGGAGCUGUUUCCCAGCCUGAACAGGACUUCUUUGCCUGAUUGGAUGAUUACCUCUGCUGAUUAAAAUCAAGAAACAACCAAAUUAAAAUGCUCUUUCUCU
Molecule: messenger RNA, 1518 nt
Organism: Odocoileus virginianus texanus
Lineage: Eukaryota; Metazoa; Chordata; Mammalia; Artiodactyla; Cervidae
Gene: BCL2L15
Product: BCL2 like 15
Biological process (GO): regulation of apoptotic process
Cellular component (GO): cytosol; nucleus
Source: RefSeq, a predicted model, not a curated record